CCAAUCCAGAGACAACAACACCCGUAACAGCUAGCUUCCAAUUAUGCCACCAAACAAAGCGAAAAAGAAAACAUUACACGACGGAAACCGCACCACCUCAUAACAAUGCUGCAAUAUAUAGUAUAUACACGAGACACAAAAAGAUGGACAACUUCAAUCGUUGAACUACUUUCACAAAAACAGAAAAUGGCAUCACCACAUGUUUUCCACUUUAGCCAUCCACAUCCUCUGCAAUGCACCACCCUACCCUCCACACCAAAUAUCGUAACCUGCUUCGGAUGCAACAUAAAAGUUAACUAUGGUGAGGACUAUUACCAGUGCAAAACAUGUGCUUUCUCUCUUCACCAUGUCUGCUACAACAUGCCCUUAAUCACAAACCACCCUUCACAUCCAACCCACGAUCUUCACCUCCUUGUUGCACCUUCAUCCAAAGCCACUCUCAACUGUGUCGCGUGUGGCCACCGUGUCACGGCCUUCUCCUACCACUGUGCUCAAUGCACCAGCUUCUUCCAUGCCCUGUGUCUUGCACUCCCUGUGUCCCUCGCAAUCACAUGCCACCCCCACAAAAUCAAGCUUGAGUUUUCACCACCCUAUGAUUUCUUCUGUGACUUGUGCAACAAGCCCUGUAAUUUCAACCACCGCUGGCUCUAUAGGUGCAGCAUGUGUGAAUUCGACACACAUAUAUCUUGUGCCCUUGAAAACCUAGAGCCCCGUCUGUUUCAAAGCCCGUCUUUUCCUCAAUCAAGCCCUCUGUUAAGGCAACAAGUGGAGCACACAAAACUCAGUGCAGGUGUGGGUGAUAGUUUCAAAGGGUAUGAGUUUGGGAUCAUGAGCUUGGUGGCGGAACAAAUUGGAGGAGAAAAUUUUGAUAGCAAAACCGAUGGAUGGGACAAGAGAUUGUACAGUAGUAGUCCAUGGAAAAAGUAUAACAGAGGUGAGAGUGAGAAGAUGAAGAAUGUUGAACUUGAAUUGCAAGAAAAAAAACUGAGCCCUGCUGAAGUUUUAUCAAAAUUAGAAGAAAGAACACCGCUUCGGGAUAAAUGGACUCCACUUUCUGAUCAUUCACCGUUUAGUUACCAAUACAGCGACUCGUGUUUUUCAAUAGAUUUGGCAAAGUCAUAUUCAGCCCAUGCACGUAGAAGUGACCAGAUAACACGAAACGUAGUAAGCAAAGAACCAUUUGUUCCAGUUAAUAAUAAGAUGAACGCAGAUAGUGAUGUUGGGAAAUCAAGCCAGAGAGUUACGAUGAAAAAUCCUAACGAAAGCCACGCUAAACGGUCUGUUCAAGACCAAACAAUUGCUAUGUCGGAGACAGGAAGAUCCAGCUGUUCUUGUUGGAGGAAAUUCCUAAACUGCUGCCCUUAGCAUUGACAACCAUGUUUGAACCACAUAAUAUGAAAACCAUAAUAAAUUAAAAAAUAAUAUUUUGACUACUAAAUUUUGACAACUUUUUCUUACAAUCUUAGGUGAUAUUUUCUAAAUGAUUCUUCAUUUUUUCACUUUUUCAUUCUCAAUAUUCUAAAACUACUUAGAAAAUGACACAUCAUAUUGUAAGAGAAAGUUGUCAAAAUUUAGUAGUCAAAAUAUCAUUGUCCUAAUAAAUUGGUUUGAAAUCUCGGAAGAACAGAAAGAUAUCGCAAGAAACUAGUCUUACAUCGUAAGACUCACCGGAAUUCGCAGAUGAGUUUCUAAUGCGGAAUUGUUGUUUUUAAAUGUUGGGUUGUAAUUGUGAAGUAAUCUAGAUCGGGUUUCAAGUAUAAUCAGAAAAGAGAUAAGAGAUUCACCUGUAAAAAUUUUCUGAUACUUAAUAGUAUACGAAUAUAGUAAUGAAUGAAAAAAAAAAAAACCUUUAUUAGCUGUAUGAUCAUGUUAUGGAUUAAGCAUGAUUGAAGAAGUUGUUGUGAACAUCCUCAUUGGUGAGGUCUUCUUAUAUGAAUCAGUCUUAAAAAUUAUUUCAAGAGGCUGAUUCAAGACUUGUAGUCAAACAUUUGACUCGUCAACGCAUAAUUUUUUUUUACAAUAGACUAAGCUUUGU
This is a messenger RNA of Vigna unguiculata (cowpea), 2035 nucleotides long. RefSeq lists its product as uncharacterized. NCBI's taxonomy places the organism in Eukaryota, Viridiplantae, Streptophyta, Magnoliopsida, Fabales, Fabaceae. The record is from RefSeq and is a predicted model, not a curated record.